AUGCCCACAUUCCGAAUCGACGAAGCGUAUCUGAUUGGAGGGUGGUGUGCGUCUGCUUUAUGGGGCAUCUUUGGAUGCUUCAUCGUCUACGCCCUGUUCCAGGCGUAUGGCCUGUAUAAGCAAGGGAAGGCAACUCGGACCACGAAAGUGACCAUCGUUGCCGCGCUAGUUCUGUACGCCUUGUCUACGGCGCAUGUCGCCAUUGCGCUUCGCCGGCUCGUAGUCGGGUUUGUCGACAUCCAAGGCCCAGGCACAAUCCCGUACUUCGCCGAUAUAGGCGCUCCUCUCAACAAGGCGAAGGAUCUCAUCUAUACAACGAGUAUGAUCAUCGCUGACAGUGUGGUCGUCUGGCGUUGCUGGGUUGUCUGGAAUGGCAACCUUUACGCCCUUGCACUUCCCAUUCUGCUUGUGAUGGGAACUGCCGUGUCUGGCUAUGGUGCGGAGUCUCAGUACUUCCUGACCAACCCUAAUCCUGUCACUGCCGUCGACUUUGGCAAUGCUAUGUUCGCCGUGUCCUUGACGACGAACAUAUAUGUUACUUUGCUCACCAUGGGGCGCAUAUGGUGGGCUUCACGUCAGGCAAACGAGGGGCUAGGCACGAGUCCUACACAUUCCACUUACAAACGGAUUAUCCUGCUUCUCUUCGAGACGGGAAUGAUUAUCGCAUUGGCCAAGAUCUUUGAGUUCUCCCUCUUCCAAGUCGCCCCCGAUGCCGGGACGUUCGGUUUCAAUGCGCUUUAUGUGGUCUUCGACAUGAUACCGCACAUAAACGGCAUUGUCCCCACGGCCAUCAUCGUCAUCGUGCAUGCGCGGCGCGAUAGUACUAGUACCUAUUCUUCAUCGAAAGGCUCUGCGCUUUAUCCGCAAGCCUCCAUCGCAUUCGCCGCUGCUACUAGAUCACAAACGUCUGGCACAGCGUCGUACUCUGACGGCAAUCGAACUGCGGGGGGAUACGGUGGCAAAUCAGCCCGGUUCGUGUACCCUGAGGAAGGGAUCGCAAUGCAUGACAAGAUGGAUUCAAGCCACACUGAUCCUGCGAGCGAGAAUACCUUUGGCGCCGACCCCACCUUCACGGUGUGA
Messenger RNA from Peniophora sp. CBMAI 1063, 1080 nucleotides. Lineage: Eukaryota; Fungi; Basidiomycota; Agaricomycetes; Russulales; Peniophoraceae. The record is from the annotation of a GenBank genome assembly.